AAUCAAUCAGAUGGUAUUGCAGAAAAUUUUCUUGUUUUGAUACCCCAAAAUUAUGUUAUUUUUUAUUUUGUAAAUAACUAUUAAAUUAAUGAUUUAGUUAAAAGUUUGUUUUUGAGAAAUGGAUUAUUACAGACAAAGUAAAAAUCGGCUAUCCCAAGAUGAAAUUCAGAUACUAAUAAAUAAAGAUCCAGAUGGUGAUUUUGAUAAAAGAAUACCAGAUUCUGAGAGAGCUAUCAUUCAAAGGAUAUUACGCUUUGACCAUGAAAUGGAACGAAAAAAGGGGGUUAAAAAGUUGCUAAUGGAAGAAUUGCAGAAAAAAGGAUUGCUACAAGGACCAGAUGAAUUUAAAGAGAAUGAAUGGCUCACAUUUGGUGAUGUAAAUAACACAGUUCAAACUCAUGAAACAGAAGAAGAUAAAUCAGAAAAAUCUGUUGAGCCGUUCACAUGGAAUAACACUGUACAUGAAGUAAAAAGUGAUCACUCGUUUGACUCUAGGCAGAACACAAUCACAAAUUAUCUAAACUGCUUAGACCAACAACCACAAGACAACAGUUUUAUUGAUCCAAAGGAGGAGGAUUAUUUUGCAAAAGCGAUUAAUGUUGGAGUUUAUGCUUCUAGAACCCCCCUCAGUUUUCCAACACCACCUGAAAGAUUAGAAAAAAAAGAAAUUAUUGAUCCUCAGGAUGAGAUAAAUAUGAAUACUGAUGUCCGUGCAAUUGACUAUGGAGAAAAGCCACUAUUCAGCCAUCCCUAUCAUCCGCCAACCAAAGAUCUUAGAAAAACCGUCAAAGAGAAAGCACAAACUGAACUUAAAAAGUUAUUUGAUACUUUUCCAAUGUCUUUAUCAUUCGAGCACAGAUUAGAACAGUCAAGAAUGUUAAUGGCGAAACGAUGCAUCAGUGAUCUUCUUAAGCCAUAAUACUUGUUAACCAUUUAAUUUCAUUAUAUAAAAUUAAUAAAGCAAUCAUUUUUAACAUA
Messenger RNA from Cimex lectularius (bed bug), 978 nucleotides. RefSeq lists its product as uncharacterized. The transcript is spliced from 7 exons. The record is from RefSeq and is a predicted model, not a curated record. Bases 119 to 919 code for a protein of 266 amino acids. Lineage: Eukaryota; Metazoa; Arthropoda; Insecta; Hemiptera; Cimicidae.